GCGGCUGACACACCCCUUUUCUCUCUUCACCAAGAAAACAGGCGCCCCUCGACCCUCUCCCCCCUUUGUUUCACUCUCCCAUUCUAUCUCUUCCUUCUUUUUCACUCUAUUUGACUUUAAAAUACUUCUAUAAUUUCUCAUUUAAGAGUACAUAGAACGGUAGCUACAGAUCUCUGACAAUGACCCUAAUGAUUACCCAACAAAUAUGCAUCUAUACCCGCACAUAUAACGCUAGCAAUAAUCCAAUACAGGCCUUUCCCAUCUGGAUUUUUGGUAAUUUUUUGGGUUUCGAACGCCAUGGACAUCAGAGGAUGGAGGAACAAGGAAGCCCUAUUGAGGGCACUGUAUGCACUGUUUCUGGGUCAGGUUGUUUCUUUCCUAAUGGCCAUCAUGGGCUUCACUGCAUCUUUUAUUGCCGAACUUGGUGUAGAUACGCCACUUACUCUGUCAUUCUUCUCUUAUCUGGCUUUGGCUUUGGUGUAUGGAAGCAUCUUGCUAUAUAGGCGUCAAAAACUACGGGUACCUUGGUAUUGGUAUGUACUCUUGGGUUUUGUCGAUGUCCAAGGCAAUUAUCUUGUUAAUAAAGCAUUUGAGUACUCGUCAAUUACAAGUGUGACCUUAUUGGAUUGUUGGACGGUAGCAUGGGUCAUUAUCCUUACUUGGUAUUUUCUGGGCACGCGAUAUUCGCUGUGGCAGUUCUGUGGUGCAGCACUCUGUAUCACAGGCCUGGGUUUAGUGCUUAUCUCUGAUGCUGGAGUGGGUAGUGGAGGCGGUUCAAAACCUCUACUGGGCGACCUACUUGUCAUUGGAGGGACAUUCUUCUUUGCAAUUAGCAAUGUUGGUGAGGAGUUUUGUGUUAAGAAGAAAGAUCGCGUUGAAGUAGUUUCAAUGAUUGGUCUUUUUGGAACACUUGUGAGUGUGUGCCAGAUAGCAAUUAUGGAGAGGAAGACUCUGGAAUCAGUACAAUGGUCUGCAGAAAUUAUUUUAACCUUCGCUGGCUAUGCGUUUGCAAGCUUUAUGUUUUACACUUUGGUUCCUUUCGUUCUACAGAUGAGCGGAGCGACAAUGUUCAACCUAUCUAUACUUACGUCGGACAUGUGGGCUGUCAUCAUUCGCAUAUUCUUCUAUCAUCAGCAGGUUGACUGGUUAUACUAUCUGUCAUUUGCGAUUGUUGUUGUUGGACUAGUUAUAUAUUCAAAAACUGAGAAGGAUCCCGUAUCUAUACCAGCUCUUGAGAAUAGGAAUGUGCCGUACCAAGUGCUUGGUGAAGAAGGUGUAGAAUCUAGAAACGAGACCAUAGCCUCGUGAUGCAAAAAAAAAAAGAAAUCAUGGUGGCCUAGGAUCAUUUUAUUUCCUCAUGCCGAAAAUACAACGAAAAUGUCAAUAUUCGUGCUCCUUAUAUUUCACCGGCUGUCUGAAUAUGCCGAUAGAUGGUUUUGAGGGCUGCGUUUCCGGGCCUUUUUAGAGGUUGCCACUGACGGUUGGAUCCAAGGGCAAUAAGAGAACAUUACUUCUGUAACAAGUACAGAAAAAUAAAAAAAACCUCCUCCACAUAGUUAAAGUAGGUAAUUCUCUUGUAUGUCUCCUUGUUUUGUUGUCCAUUUUUAUGUUUUAAGCAUAUUGGAAGUUUGGAACUAGUGAACAUCACAUAGUUACAGCUUAAGAGUUCUCUGCAAUUUUGAAGUUGUGCAA
Messenger RNA from Rhododendron vialii, 1692 nucleotides. RefSeq lists its product as uncharacterized. Gene Ontology annotation, cellular component: membrane. Gene Ontology annotation, molecular function: transmembrane transporter activity. NCBI's taxonomy places the organism in Eukaryota, Viridiplantae, Streptophyta, Magnoliopsida, Ericales, Ericaceae. Gene Ontology annotation, biological process: transmembrane transport. The transcript is spliced from 12 exons. The record is from RefSeq and is a predicted model, not a curated record. Bases 298 to 1308 code for a protein of 336 amino acids.